This is a messenger RNA of Oryzias melastigma (Indian medaka), 2364 nucleotides long. Its product is annotated as growth arrest and DNA damage-inducible protein GADD45 beta. Gene Ontology annotation, biological process: regulation of cell cycle. The record is from RefSeq and is a predicted model, not a curated record. Gene Ontology annotation, cellular component: cytoplasm; nucleus. The transcript is spliced from 4 exons. NCBI's taxonomy places the organism in Eukaryota, Metazoa, Chordata, Actinopteri, Beloniformes, Adrianichthyidae. The coding region runs from base 653 to 1075 and encodes 140 amino acids.
AAAUUAUGGGCCCAACCCAAAUCCUGAACAUAAAUUCAAAUAAAAAGGAAAUCACUAAACAAUUAAAUACACAAGAUUCAAUAACAGUUACUAAAAAAAUCAGUUAAACAAUAAAAGCAAAUAAAAACCAGUUGCAUCAGUUUUUUUUAGAAUAAGAAUUAUCUAAAAAGUAUUUCCCAAACAUUUGAAGUUAAUUGCAUUUUACAGUUAAUGGAAGAAAUAUCUGAUCACGUGACUCUUUUAUUGACUUCUCCGGUCAGCCACUAGAUGGCGGUCACGAGAAACAAUAUUCUGUAAACAUAGUCAAGAUAAAAAACAUACAUUUUUGCAUUUUUAUUGAGUAAUUGAGAGUUUCGUUCAAUUGUAGUCUUUUAGAAAUGACACAAAUGUAUUUAAAAAAAAGAAAAGGAAGAAAGAAGAUAUACACACCCAUGCCUCCGCCCCCAGCUGUCCUCUUAAAAAACGUGUUGCAACCGGACACACUGUGUGUCAGAGAGACUCCUCUCUGCCAGAAACACUCACUGCUAAACCUGCAGCCAAAGGCGGUGAAACUGUUCAGAAUCUCGGGCUGCUGUCGCGCUUUUACGCGCCGGAGAGAACACUUGGAUUUGCAGACUCAUCUUCUGGAGAAACGGGACUCUGGGAGAACAGGAUGCAGUCUGUGAGGCUGGCCCUGGAGGAGCUGCUGGUGUCCUCUCAGGAGCAGAACUGCCUGACUGUUGGCAUCUAUGAAUCAGCGCAAUUACUCAAUGUAGAUCCAGACAGUGUGGUUCUGUGCGUCCUUGCAGCCGAUCAUGAGGAGGACGUGGCGCUGCAGAUCCACUUCACCCUGCUGCAGUCCUUCUGCUGCAACAGCGGCAUCACCAUCCUGCAGGUCUCGGGGAUUCAGCGCCUCCAGCAGCUUCUGGGAGCUGCAGAUGCUAAUAAAAACCAGGAAGAGUACAAAGACCUCCACUGCUUACUAGUGACGAACCCUGAGGCGAACCACUGCAGGCUGCAGGAAGUGGGAGCAUAUUGUAAACAGAGUCUGCGUCCUGAUCAGUGGGUUCCUACCCUGAUACUUCAGGAGCGCUGACGGCCCAGAUACUAAUCAAAUGAAGACUAUUCAUGGUUGAGCUGCAGUGCUCAGAAGUUGAGUUGGUCCAGUCUGCCAUAAAGACUACUAGGAGUCUUUCUUUCAGUGACUGUGAAAAAAGAUGGCCUCUAAAACUGAGUUUUAGCCAAAAGAGGAAUAUAAAAUCAAACGGACUUUGGAUGUUGUUCUGCAGAGAAGCUUAAAUUGGACUACAUGCUUAAAUCCAUCUGAACAAAACAGUUUGUAGGAGAGCUGCUGCUGUUUUUGGAUUCAGGAAACUUUCUUUAGUUUUAAUCGAAUAAAAAGUUACUUUUUGUUACAUUGUCGCUGCCUUUUGGCAAUAUAGAGCUUUAACUCACAUUUGCUGAGUGGUUUUCUCAGAAAAUCUUUUACUGUUUAAUGCCUGUUGUCACAAAUAUGCAACAUACCUCCAAAAUUACCUAAAUGUAGCAUCUACUUAAAAGCAAAAACUCAAGUGAUUUUUUAUUUAUUUAUUUUUUUUUCUUCCUCCAUAUCUGGAAAUAAAUUAAGGCGUUAAGGGGUUAAUCUUGUCCUCUUAAAAACAGAUUUCUCUUUGAUGAACAUGUCCUAUUUAGCUAGUAUUAUUAGCAAAUGUGUGCAAUUGGCGUUAAAAAAUAUAUUUAUUUAUAAGAGACUCUACCUCCGUAAACAUUCCACUCAUAGGAAACCUUAUAAAAGACCAGAUUUCAAUGAAGUUUUAUAGUACUUAAAGUGUCUUGCAUUCUAGACUUUUUUUACUUUGUGCCAACUAUUUGAUGAACCUGUAGUAGGCAUUAUAUUUUAAAUGAGCUAAUUUAGAAGAUAAAUCUUAAUUUAAAUAUCUACUUUAUAAUUUGUGCUUGGUUUUUAAAUAAGAUGAAGACUUUGGUGAUGGGGAAAGUUAUCAAUUAAUUGAAUUUUUUUAAAACAUCUUUACUCUUCCAGAACUGCUGGUGUAUAGCUAUUUAAACUUAAGGUAAAACUGUCGACCAUCGGUUAAAAGGGGCUCAUUGUUGAAAUUUAUGUGCACACAUGCAUUCAUAUGCUGGUUUCCACAUUAUGGAACCACCGUCUUAAACAGGCUAAACAGAAAGCAGAAAAUAUGAACAAAAUAGAGAAAUAUUGUGUACAAUUUUCCAGAUAUAUGUGUUGGUAUUUUUGUACAGAACAUGUUGGUUUCUCUGUGGAAGGAACUCCUCUAAUAAAGGUCAGGGUGAAGGUAUGUAUGGUUUUAGAGUGUCCUCUAAGUUGACUAAGCUAUCUGCAUCAAUCAGCAGACAUUCUUAAAA